AUGUCCUCCUCCAUCUUGCACCAGUGCCCGUUCUGCGGACAUGUCUCUGACAUUUCCCUUGCACUGGCUGCCUUUGUCGAGAACCCACACUGUAGCAAGUGCGGCCUGUCGGCGGCGGAAAGCAACCUGAAAAUGCAGAACGAGCUGGCCGAUUUGUUCAGCAAGCAGAUGAGCUUGAGCCAGUUCGGUUCAGAACAGUCCACAGGCCCCUCGGUGUCCCAGACUCCACCCAUAUCGUAUAGCGUCACCCAGCACUACCACCACUCGUCCCAUAUAGCUUCCCAACAUAAAGCAGGGGCUGCGGACAUUGAUGUGCUAUUGAAACAAAACGGCCUGCAGCCACAGUCCCUUUCGACCAGUCAACUGGAUCUGGUUAGACAUGCGAGCCCGGAGCAGCAGGAACGGUUGAUCCAAACGUGGAAACUAUACUCCCAGUUCGAACAGCAGCAAGCCAUCGCCGGACUAAACCCUUCUUCUACUCAGGACCUGGAGAUGUACGAUAGCAUGGAUGAUAGCAAGCAGUACGCCGAGCCGUACAUGAUAUCGGGCUAUGAGAUGCAUGCUUCAGAAACCGGCUCGAGGCACCUGCCCACAGAGCCUACGACAGGACAGCCAUACUCUCCGUCCAGGGACCCCGUGUAUCAAAGCCAGGAGUGGCGGAGGUCUGGAUUCGAGGGAAGUGGAUUUGCCUAG
This is a messenger RNA of Penicillium riverlandense, 693 nucleotides long. RefSeq lists its product as uncharacterized. The transcript has 2 exons. The record is from RefSeq and is a predicted model, not a curated record. NCBI's taxonomy places the organism in Eukaryota, Fungi, Ascomycota, Eurotiomycetes, Eurotiales, Aspergillaceae. Bases 1 to 693 code for a protein of 230 amino acids.